Messenger RNA from Morus notabilis, 2092 nucleotides. RefSeq names its product protein FAR1-RELATED SEQUENCE 9. The coding region runs from base 275 to 1924 and encodes 549 amino acids. Gene Ontology annotation, molecular function: zinc ion binding. The record is from RefSeq and is a predicted model, not a curated record. The transcript is spliced from 3 exons. Gene Ontology annotation, biological process: regulation of DNA-templated transcription. Lineage: Eukaryota; Viridiplantae; Streptophyta; Magnoliopsida; Rosales; Moraceae.
AAAAGGAAAAUCCCCUUUCUCUCCCUCCCUUUUCCCCUUUCUUCUUCGUCUGGCCAAACACUCACCCUCUCUCUCAGCCUCAUUCCUCCGUUCUUCUCUUAACGGAAGCAAAACCAAAGCUUGCUUUCGUUGACUUCACCACCGAGCUUUCUACUGAGCAGAAGGCCAAUUUCUGUAGCGAAACCUUUUUCAGCAGCGAGAUAUCUUUAGAGAUAUUAAAAUUUUGAGCUUUGUUAUUUUGUCUUGUGGGGUACAGUUGAAUUUUUGAAGUCACAUGAGUGGCAGCAGACACAGGACCCUCGGCGGCGGGGGUCAGCAUGUACUGGACUACUUGAAGCGAAUGCAAGCUGAGAAUCCUGCUUUCUACUAUGCAGUUCAAAGUGACAGUGAUCAUUCUGGUGGGAAUAUUUUCUGGGCUGAUGCAACAGCCAGGAUGAACUACAAUUACUUUGGAGAUGCGGUUAUUUUCGACACUACCUACAGAACAAACCGCUAUAGGUUGCCAUUCACCGCCUUCACAGGGUUUAAUCAUCAUGGCCAGCCAGUGUUGUUUGGGUGUGCAUUAAUUCUUAACGAGUCCGAGUCGUCGCUCAUUUGGCUAUUCCAAACUUGGCUUCAUACUAUGUCUGGAAGAAGUCCUGCCUCUAUAACAACCGAUCCAGACAGGCUUAUACAAGUUGCUAUUUCACAGGUUCUUCCUGAAACUCGCCAUCGUUUCUGUAAGGGGGCCAUAUUCAGAGAAACCAAAGAGAAACUAGCUCAGCUGUAUCAAUCUCAGCCCACUUUUGAAACCGAGUUCAAGAAGGUUGUUAAUGACAGCGAGACAUUUAAUGAGUUUGAGUCGAGUUGGGAAUCUCUGCUCCAAAGAUACUACAUCAUGGAUAAUGAAUGGCUUCAAUCGAUGUACAAUGCUCGGCAACAGUGGGUCCCAGUUUACAUGAGAGAUACAUUUUUUGGAGAGUUAUCUGGAACUGAGGGGAGUGGAGGUUUGAAUUUCUUCUUUGAUGGGUUUAUUAGUGCCUCCACCACCAUACAAAUGUUGAUUAGACAAUACGAGAAAGCUACUGUAAGUUGGCAUGAAAUGGAACUAAAAGCAGAUUAUGACACUACCAACACUACACCAGUUCUAAAAACACCAUCUCCCAUGGAAAAACAAGCUGCAAACCUCUAUACUAGAAGAAUAUUCAAGAAGUUCCAGGAAGAAUUGGUUGAGACCCUUGCUAAUCCCGCAACCAAAAUAGAUGACUCGGGAACUGUUGCCACGUAUAGAGUGGCAAAAUUUGGAGAAGACCACAAAGCAAACGCAGUUAGUUUCGAUUCUUUUGAGAUGAAAGCUACCUGCAGCUGCCAGAUGUUUGAAUAUUCUGGAAUAAUUUGUAGGCACAUAUUAGCAGUUUUUCGUGCGAAAAAUGUUCUGACACUUCCUUCUCAAUAUGUUCUAAAACGGUGGACUAGAGAUGCCAAGACUGGAGCUGUUGUUGAAGAACGUGCUUCUGAAUUGCCUAAUACUUCUCGGGAAUCUUUAACUGUUCGGUAUAACAAUCUACGCCAGGAAGCAAUCAAAUAUGUAGAAGAAGGUGCUAAAUCUAUCCAUAUAUAUAAUGUGGCUAUGGAUGCUCUACAAGAGGCUACUAAGAAGGUUGUUGCCGUGAAGAAUCAAGUUUCUGGUACCGCACCAGGUGGUACUCUCGCCAAUGGAAGUAGCCAAGUCUUGCAUACAAAUGAAGAAAAUCAAAUGGCAGCAUACCCGUCUGUAGAGGAGAAGGAAAAGAAAAUUCGCGAGUUGUCUGCUGAGUUAGAGAGCACAAAUCAACGAUGUGAAGUAUACCGAUCAAAUUUGCUUGCCGUUCUAAGAGAUAUGGAGGAGCAGAAGUUGAAGCUUGCCGUGAAAGUUCAAAAUGCAAAGCUUAGUUUGAAAGAGUAGAUUUGCAAAUUGUGGCAUAGAUAUUUUUUUUUUAAUUACAAUUUGCCACUCUGUUUUUUCUUCUCUUACCAAGCACAUUUGCUAGGCUGGUUCCUGGGGAUUGUUGGGGUGUUGGUCUUUGGCUGGCGGGCAUAUUUGUAAAUCAAAUAGUCAAAUGCUUUGUUUUUA